Labeo rohita (rohu) is the source of this 2071-nucleotide messenger RNA. Its product is annotated as gastrula zinc finger protein XlCGF57.1. The transcript has 2 exons. Lineage: Eukaryota; Metazoa; Chordata; Actinopteri; Cypriniformes; Cyprinidae. Gene Ontology annotation, biological process: regulation of transcription by RNA polymerase II. The record is from RefSeq and is a predicted model, not a curated record. Gene Ontology annotation, molecular function: RNA polymerase II cis-regulatory region sequence-specific DNA binding; DNA-binding transcription activator activity, RNA polymerase II-specific. The coding region runs from base 46 to 1251 and encodes 401 amino acids. Gene Ontology annotation, cellular component: nucleus.
AAAAACUGAUGAAGCAGCUGAGAUCCACGUGACACUAUUAUAAAGAUGGUGUUUAUUAAAGAGGAGAGUGAAGACAUGAAGAUUAAAGAAACAUUCAGAGUCAAACAUGAAGAUACUGAGACACAAACAGGUCUAAUGGCACUGAAAGAGGAAAAACAAGACCUGAACGAAACAGAAGAGAAAGAUCAGAAUGAGAAACAUGAUUUCAAAACUGAAGAAAAAUUGAUUAGUUGCUCACAGACUGAAAAGACUUUCUCACCAAGAAAAGCUCAAAAAACACAAACAACAAACCUUAAUUCCCACAUGAGAAUUCAUACUGGAGAGAAACUUUACACCUGCCAACAGUGUGGACAGAUUUUCAAUCAGAAAGAAAGCCUUGACGUCCACAUGAAAAUUCACUUUAAAAAGAAGCCGUUAAUAUGUCCUCAGUGUGGAAAGAGUUUUACACGGAAAGAUCACCUUAAUGCCCACAUGAUCAUUCACACUGGAGAAAGACCUUACACCUGCCCUCAGUGUGGAAAGAGUUUCAGGGUUAAAGGAAACCUUAAAACUCACAUUAGAACUCACACUGGAGAGAAACCUUAUACCUGCAAUCUGUGUGGGAAGAGUUUCUCAUUAAUUAAUGGUCUUAAGACUCACAUGAGGACUCACACUGGAGAGAAGCCAUUUGUAUGUGAUCAGUGUGGAAAGAGUUUUACACAGAAAAAGCUCCUUAAUGCCCACAUGAGAAUUCACACUGGACUGAGUCCUUUCACCUGCGAACAGUGUGGGAAGGGCUUUGGACGAAAAGAAUAUUUUAAGACUCACAUGAGGAUUCACACAGGAGAGAACCUGUUCACAUGUGAUCAGUGUGGAAAGAGUGUCACAUGUAAAGACAACCUUAAAAAGCACAUGAGGAUUCACUCAAGCGAGAAAAAGUUUAAAUGUCAUCAGUGCAAAAGGAGAUUCACAGACAGAAAUCACCUUCAGGAUCAUGUUAAAAUUCACAUGAGAGAAACACCUUUCAAGUGCCAUUACUGUGAUAAAGGUUUCAGAGGCAAUUCAAAUCUUCAGAAUCACCUUAGAAUUCACACUGGAGAGAAACCUUUCAUCUGCAAACAGUGUGGAAAGAGAUUCACAAUUUCAGGAACCCUUAAAACUCACAUGAGAGUUCACACUGGAGAGAAACCGUACAAGUGUCUUCAGUGUGAGAAGAGUUUCACGUGUCAAAGCAGCAUGAAACGUCAUUUACAAAAUUGCCAUUCAUUUUGAAGGACAAUUCAGUUGUAAUCAGUGUAAGGAAAAACAUUAUAUGCAUUCACACACUUAAUGUGAAAAAUCAUGCAAGUGUGAGACCAUGUUUGUGUUCUUUGUUAUCAAGUAUGAUGAUAAAAAUUGUCUGAUUGACACCUUGACUACUUUUACUUGCAUCCUUCAUCUCUUUGUGCUUCACCUGUGGCCAUCUUUGCUGUAGUUUCACAUAUUGAGCACUUGUGGUAUAUUCCUUCCAAUUUGACUGGAAAUCUGUUGUCAAAGAAGUUUGCUUGGCUUUCUUCAGACAUGGCAGAGAUGUUGGCAGCGUAUCUCAAAUUUAAGAAUGCCAACAGCACCUGCUCAUCAAUGUUAAGUGCCUGUGCAACCACGUUUUCACCAUGUGCGCUCUACCUGACUUUAGGGCCAGCAGAUAUUUCUUAGUUGUGAUGAUGCCCAGAUGCGUCACCCACAUGGUAGUCCAGGCUCCCGCUGUCUAGUGGGUCCACAUCAGCAGUCCCACACAACUUCUAAAGGCUGAAACGUCAACGCCUGAGAUCUCAUUAUUUUUCAAAUGCAUCUGUUUACAUAUGAGAUUGCUUAUUUCUUCGUCUGUGUUUUUGCUCAGGAGAUUCUGGACUCAGGAGAUGCGUAACCAGCAUAUAACAGUGAAAAUGUGGGAACCCAGAAAAUUUGGCAAGAAGCAUUGUCUCAUAAAUAACAGAAUAUUCUGCAUUUGGUAGGGAAAGAGUUAAGUGUACAAUGUUUACAAAAGCAUGAAAUUUUAGAUCAGAUACUGAAGAAUCAACUUUGUGUUUAAAAUAAGCAAAUAAGCACCCUU